Messenger RNA from Cladophialophora psammophila CBS 110553, 444 nucleotides. RefSeq lists its product as uncharacterized. The record is from RefSeq and is a predicted model, not a curated record. Bases 1 to 444 code for a protein of 147 amino acids. Lineage: Eukaryota; Fungi; Ascomycota; Eurotiomycetes; Chaetothyriales; Herpotrichiellaceae. The transcript has 2 exons.
AUGGGUAAACUCAUCAAAAACCACUGGGCUCGCCUCAUCAUCCUCACCGCCGCCGCAUACCAAGUCCUAGCCAGCCUCGAGGGCUUCUUUUGGCCCAAGAUCUUUUGGGACUUCCUCACCAAGAAUCUCGACGGAGCUGUCAAACCAUUUCCCGUCUUGCAAAUCAUCAAUCUGAUCAUGGCCUUCAUAAGCCUUGCGUGGGAAUGGCCACUUGCUCCGGUGGUCAAGAUGUUGCCGGGCCUCCAUAGGAGCAUGGAAGCAAGAUUGGUGGUGUAUCCCUUGUGUGCUCUGGCGGCGGUCAUCAUGUAUCAAUCAACCAAUGCGGCAUUAUACUACAUCAUUGGCGUGAUUGUGUAUUUCUGGGCUUAUUCAGAAGGCGAGACGGUGUGUCCAGAACCUUGGACUGUUCCAAAGAAAGGCGGUGCCAGGCCCGGCAAAGUAUGA